Molecule: messenger RNA, 892 nt
Organism: Rubroshorea leprosula
Lineage: Eukaryota; Viridiplantae; Streptophyta; Magnoliopsida; Malvales; Dipterocarpaceae
Source: the annotation of a GenBank genome assembly
ACUGGGAGUAGUAGUGGUGGAAAUAACAGUGGUGAGGAUUUUGAUUUUAUCCCAGGUAAGCAAGUGAUGGAUGACCUACCGUCGAAGCUGAUCGGGCAGUUCUUGCACAAGCAGUUCUUGCACAAGCAGAAAGCGUUUGGGGAGAUUUCGCUAGAUAUGGAUUUGGAGAUGGCCGAGCUUGAGCCAGGAAAUCGGGUUUUGUGUUUUGUUUAUGGGUUGAAGAAUUCAGUUCAGAAUUGUUUAUGGUUGGGCCUAGUUUUGAUAGCUUGGCAUUAUUUGUUUGAUAAAAGGAUUGAAAAGGAAACCAAUAGUAAUGCUCUUAGAAUUGUAACCAGGAUUUUGGUUUGUCUUGUGGCACUUUCAGGUCCACCAUUGACCAAAACCCAAAAAAUGGAAGAGGAAGAGGAGAGAAUUGCAAACGAGGAUAGGAAUGUACAGAAUGUUGGUUCAACGAUCCCUCCAGGCAUUAAGGCGUCUCCCUAUUUGUCACCCAAAUAUAGGAGAGUGAUAGUGAGCGGAAUAUUGCAGAAAAGUCCACGAGAUAAAACUCCUAAACUUCCCGCAUGGCUUCUAAGAAGGGAGAUUAAGAAGAUCAGGGGAUAAGUAUAGAUCACCUUCACAAUUUGAACCCUAAGAAUGUUCCGGCUUGGAAUAUGAAGAGGCUGAUGAAUAUUAUUCGGAGUAGUUCCCUUUCUACAUUGGAUGAGGGGAUACAAGAUAGUACUUAUGGGGAUGAGUCAACUGAAAUUAGAAGUGAAUAUGAGACAAAGAUUGCAGCAAGAAAAAUAUUCCAGAAUGUUGCUAAGCCAGGUUCCAAGUAUAUGUCCUUGAUCUGUUACCUUUUGUUUUCAAAUAUUGUUUUCUGUGCCUUGAAUAAUUAAGCUCAAUUCUA